AAACAAGCCGCGUCUUCCUCGCAUUGCGCGUCAUUCAAACAGGACUCAGUGUACUGCUUUUCCCUCUGUUGCAUUAGUAAUAACAGCGGCGUUGACGGGAGACAGCAGGAGAGAGUGUGUGUGUCUCAGACUGCGGUGCCCAGCGGAGGAAUAUUUGAGCUUUUUAUUUACUCUGCAGCUUGUUGUUCAUUUUCUCUGCGUUAUGGUGAACUUGGACAGUCACGUGUGAACAUCUCUGCAAACACAGAGGACGACGACUUCGCACCUGGUGUGUCCCUUUGACUUUACCGCGAGGAGAAUAUACCUGCCAUUUUUUGUGAUAGCUGACAGCGCUGGACUCCUUCCACUCCUGUGACGGACAACAACAGCAAGUUCUCUCCCUCAGGGAUGAAAUAUGCACACGGUGCGCCCGUAGAAAACAGCACACGACACACACUGUGAAGUCCAAAGAGGUUUUAAAUCAUGAUGAUGCAGGAGUCGGCCACAGAGACAAUAAGCAACAGUUCAAUGAGUCAAAAUGGAAUGAGCACCCUAAGCAGCAGCCAAUUAGAGGCUGGCAGUAGAGAUGGGAGAUCAAGCGCUGGUGACACGAGCAGCGAAGUAAGCACAGUCGAGCUGCUGCAUCUGCAACAACAGCAGGCCCUACAAGCAGCGAGGCAAUUACUCUUGCAGCAGCCAGGCAGUGGCCUGAAAUCUCCAAAGAGCCAGGACAAGCAGCGUCCACUGCAGGUUCCAGUGUCAGUGGCCAUGAUGAGUCCCCAGGUGAUCACGCCGCAACAGAUGCAGCAGAUCCUCCAGCAGCAGGUGCUCUCCCCCCAGCAGCUCCAGGCCCUGCUCCAACAGCAGCAGGCCGUCAUGCUGCAGCAGCAACACCUGCAGGAGUUUUAUAAGAAACAACAGGAGCAGCUUCACCUGCAGCUCCUCCAGCAGCAGCACCCCGGCAAGCAGGCGAAAGAGGGCUUACGCAAUUGCCUGCCUGGCCCAGCGAUAAACAACUCUGUGAGGCAGCGAGGGGAGCAGAGAGAGGGUGGAGCGGGGGCAGGCGUUGUGCAUCAACAGCAGCAGCAACAGCAGCUGGCCGCCCAGCAGCUCGUCUUCCAGCAGCAGCUCCUGCAGAUGCAGCAGCUCCAGCAGCAGCAGCACCUGCUCAACAUGCAGCGGCAGGGCCUGCUGUCGCUGCCCGGGCCCGCCCCCGGACAGGCCGCCCUGCCCGGACAAACCCUGCCCCAGUCAGGUAAGAAGAGGAGGAGCAGUGAGAUGACGACAGGGAGUGUAGUUGAUCUGACUGAUAUGACUUGGUGGUCACAUGCUCAAGUGAGGUCUGGCCUGAGCCCCGCUGAGCUGCAGCAGCUGUGGAAGGAUGUGACCGGAGGCGGUGGUCACACCAUGGAGGACAACGGCAUCAAACACAGCAACAGCGGCAACGGAGGGGGCGGUGGCGGCGGCGGCGGCGGCGGGUUAGACCUCUCCACCAACAACUCUUCCUCAACUACCUCCUCCUGCAACCCCGCCAAAGCUUCGCCGCCCAUCUCCCACCAUUCCAUCGCCAACGGACAGUCCCCCGGCCUCAACCACAGAAGAGAGAGGGAACGGGAACGGGAAAGGGAGCGAGAGAGUUCACUACAUGAAGAAAGUGGAGGAACCCACCCCCUGUACGGCCACGGUGUGUGCAAGUGGCCCGGCUGUGAGAACAUCUGCGAGGACUUCGGACAGUUUUUGAAGCACCUAAACAGUGAACACGCCCUGGAUGACCGGAGCACGGCCCAGUGUAGAGUCCAGAUGCAAGUCGUACAGCAGCUGGAAAUACAACUUUCUAAAGAACGUGAGCGUCUUCAGGCGAUGAUGGCCCACUUGCACAUGCGGCCCUCGGAACCCAAGUCAUCUCCCAAACCACUCAACUUGGUGUCCAGCAUCACCAUGUCCAAGAACCUGCCCUCAGCAUCGCCCCCCAACUUACCUCAGACGCCCACCACGCCCACAGCCCCCAUCACCCCCAUGACUGGCAUGCCCCAGGUGCCCUCAAUACUGGGAGGAGCCAACGUCCCCAGCAUGGGAGCCAUGCGCAGACGCCACUCGGACAAAUACUCCAUGCCUCUGUCGUCAGGUGGUGAAACAGUAUUUAUUUUUCCAGAGAUCGCCCCAAACUACGAGUUUUAUAAGAACGCAGAUGUCAGACCGCCAUUUACUUAUGCAACCCUCAUAAGACAGGCUAUCAUGGACUCUGCCGACAUGCAGUUAACGCUUAAUGAAAUCUACAGCUGGUUCACACGCACGUUCGCCUACUUCAGACGCAACGCUGCGACUUGGAAGAACGCUGUGCGCCACAACCUCAGUCUGCACAAGUGCUUUGUGCGUGUGGAGAACGUGAAGGGGGCGGUGUGGACGGUGGACGAGAUGGAGUACCAGAAACGCAGGUCGCAGAAGAUCACAGGGAGCCCGUCACUUGUUAAGAACCUGCCCUGCAGUCUCGGCUAUGGAUCGGCGCUAAACGCCAGUUUACAGGCUGCCCUGGCAGAGACCUCCCUGCCCAUGCUGGGGACCCCCGGCCUCAUGAACAGCGGCUCCACGGGCCCCAUGGGAGGCAGCUGCCACGGCCUCCUCGGCGGAGACCCCUCCAUGCUGAUGGGCGGGUGUCAAGGACUUUUGGGCGGAAGCCCACCGGGACUUUUGGGCGGCAGCCCCCCAGGUAUGCUGGGCUGCAGCCCCACUACCCUGCUGCAGUCCGCCCAUGAGGGACUCAACGGGCUUUACGACCACCUGGACACCAACGGACACGGCAGCCCCGGAUACUCCCCCCCAGUACACAUGCCACAGAUUCACGUGAAGGAGGAGCCGCUCCACAUGGACGACGAGGACUGUCCGAUGUCACUGGUGACGACAGCCAAUCACAGUCCAGAGCUGGACGACGACCGGGAGCUGGAGGAAGGGAACUUAUCAGAAGACCUGGAGUGACUAGGAUACCGUUUUUGGCCGACGUAUCCCUCCGCCCCGCCGCACUGUUUCUCCCACACAGACCUCCUGCAAGACUAAGAAACCACUCCACAGUCUCUCUGUGUCUCUCUGACUAUUUAUUGAGCAUGCAUCCGGAUGGAGACUGGUCCAAAGGAACUCUUUGUCGCAGCCCUUUGGGAACAAGACAGGCAUGAGAUGUCUGAUUAAAAGAAAACUUCAUUAGAGAUGGCGUGGCCACGUACAGUACAAGGAUGAUGGACUCAAGGAUACUGGGAGAAAAAAAAACAAAUCACGUUCCGUUGAAAGCUAGCGGCCUCAUAUACUGCCAAAAAGGACGACGUUUUAUGUUUGUGAAUAAUCCAACCCCCCCCCCCCC
Trematomus bernacchii (emerald rockcod) is the source of this 3328-nucleotide messenger RNA. RefSeq names its product forkhead box P2 (gene foxp2). Lineage: Eukaryota; Metazoa; Chordata; Actinopteri; Perciformes; Nototheniidae. Gene Ontology annotation, cellular component: nucleus. Bases 463 to 2952 code for a protein of 829 amino acids. The transcript is spliced from 20 exons. The record is from RefSeq and is a predicted model, not a curated record. Gene Ontology annotation, molecular function: DNA-binding transcription repressor activity, RNA polymerase II-specific; RNA polymerase II cis-regulatory region sequence-specific DNA binding. Gene Ontology annotation, biological process: regulation of transcription by RNA polymerase II.